UAUUUCAAAUAAUAUCCAAGUGAAAGAGCGAAAACUUUUAGGACUUAAGACUCAUGAUUAUCAUAUCCUUCUUCACCAAUUGCUUCCGGUAGCACUUCGUAACAACAUGGCCGAUGAAGAAGUAGCAAAAGUUAUAAUCGAAUUCUGUGGAUUUUUUAAAAAGUUAUGCUCAAAAGUUAUCAAUAUUGAUGAAUUUAAGGCACUAAAAGGAGAAAUGAAUGAAACCCUCUGCAAAAUGGAGAUAUUCUUCCCUCCAUCAUUUUUUACGAUCAUGGUCCAUCUCACACAUCAUCUUGUAGAUGAGGCAUUACUCGGAGGACCAGUUAACUAUCGUUGGAUGUAUCCCAUGGAGAGAUAUUUGGGUUUCUUGAAACGCAUAAUGCGAAAUCGGGCUCAUCCUGAAGGAUCGAUUGCUGAUCAUUACGUGGCAAAUGAAUGUAUGAUGUUCACCUCUCGAUAUAUACAUGGUGUACAUACAAAAAAUAAGGAGAUAAAUAGUAAUAGAGAUGGCACCUUUCAUGGAAGUACCAAGAUGAACAAAGACUAUUCCAGAAUUGACUUGAAUCAGGCUCAUGCCUUCUUAUUGCAGAACCUGGAAAUCUUUGAAGAUUAUCGCAAGUAAGAAAUUAACUUUAACAAAUAUGAUUUUUUUUUAAUUAUAUCAAUAAUUGAACUCUAAUUUUUUGUAU
Messenger RNA from Asparagus officinalis (garden asparagus), 689 nucleotides. RefSeq lists its product as uncharacterized. The transcript is spliced from 2 exons. NCBI's taxonomy places the organism in Eukaryota, Viridiplantae, Streptophyta, Magnoliopsida, Asparagales, Asparagaceae. The record is from RefSeq and is a predicted model, not a curated record. Bases 107 to 622 code for a protein of 171 amino acids.